GCCUGUGCGAGGCAUCGUUGCCAGGUUCCAGCAGCGACAAAAAGAGCUGAAGCAGGAGGAGUGCGACGAAAAGCCAAAGUUGCUUUCAGUUCCGUGCAGAACCCACGUUUUCCAAAGCCGGAAUGCUGCAUGUCUUCUGGGAAAGAAAGUGCGCGAUCGCUUUGAUGACAAUUUGUUACUCCGCAUCAUCAGCAAGAGCCAGCCGCAUUUACGGCUCUUCGUACGCGCACAGCGCAAGGUCUUUUCGGGAGACCUGGAAGGGGUAAGUCUCCUCGAUGAAAUCGCUCAGCAGGCAAAACUCUCCGACAAGCAGGUGGAGCUCCAGGAAGUGCCCAAAGAAGAGGCACGCCUGGCAGAAGUCGUCAUUCAAGUUUUCGACCGGUACCUGUCCAAGCGAGACAUCUGGCACUUGCACCUGCGCAUGCUGCAGGGUGGUGGCCAAGUCCUUUAUGCCAACUUCAACCAUUCGCUGAAACAGCUGGUGACCAACAGCGAAUUCGACCGACUGGUGUUCACGGAUGGGAAGCCUGCUAUCUCCGGGUUCGUCGACCGAACCACAGAGGUAUCCUUUAAGUCCGUCACGGCCAACAUGUUCGUGCUGGUGCAGAUCAGCUCGGAGUUGUGGGAAUAUAGCGUGGCCGGCAGACCAUAUUGGGAGGCCUUGAUCGACUGCUUCACCCAACUGGUUGAGAAAUCGCUGCGGGUGACGAGAGGAAGCGGGCACUAUGUGCGCAUGAUCCUCUUCACCCGAUCGAAAGGAGUUGCCAAGUCAGAUGCAGAGGCAAACGGAGGCAGUUGGCUGCAAGUCGAGCAAGACACCUAUGCGAAGCCCAAGAACAAGACCGAACCGAGGGACUUCUAUGAUGUCUUCUGGGAGGGUUGGGCACGCGUGCUCCCAGCAGGACAGGAACUUGCUGCGAGGAUUCGGCAGGUUUGCAUGUCUAUGCACGAGGAGUACCAUGGCAUCAACCCUGCGAACAGCACCUCUUCCAGACCGACAGGCGGCGCUGACUGGAGUGGAGUGUCUGCAAAAUGCAUGACAGAGGCGUCGAAAGGCAACAUCCUGGAGUGCCUCAAUCUGGUUCUUGACCAUUUCGAUAGGCACUACCUGGACCGGAUGCUGCGCUCUACCGGGCAGGCCAUCAUUCUGCUAACAGCAGGUAACGGCCUCAUCGAUGCCGAAAGGCGUUUGUACCAGCUCUCGCACAGUCGUUUUCGGCUGACUAAGCCAGUCAUUUGUCAUUUCGAGUCUCGGACGGAUAGAGCAAUUAUUUGA
This is a messenger RNA of Symbiodinium necroappetens, 1276 nucleotides long. The record is from the annotation of a GenBank genome assembly. NCBI's taxonomy places the organism in Eukaryota, Dinophyceae, Suessiales, Symbiodiniaceae.